CCUCGAUCCCCACAUCGCAUCCCCCCGCCAUGUCCUCGGACGACGACUUCUACCUGUUCACCAACGGGUCGGUGCCGGGCCCAUGGGACGGCCCCCAGUACCACAUUGCGCCGCCGUGGGCCUUCUACCUGCAGACGGCCUUCAUGGGCUCCGUGUUCGCCGUGGGCACCCCACUGAACGCCGUGGUGCUGUGGGUCACCGUGCGCUACAAGCGGCUGCGCCAGCCCCUCAACUACAUCCUGGUCAACAAUCUCGGCCAGCGCUUCGUCUCCUGCGUGCUCAGCGUCUUCGUGGUCUUCGUGGCCAGCGCCCGCGGAUACUUCGUCUUUGGGAAGAGGGUCUGUGAGCUGGAGGCCUUCGUCGGCACCACUGGGGGUACGAGGGGCUGUAGGGGCUGUGGGGUCUGUGGGAUUGGGGGCACCAUGGGGUGCUCUAUAGGUGCUGCCCCCCACAGGUACAUGCCUGAGGGGCUGCAGUGCUCGUGUGGCCCCGACUGGUACACGGUGGGCACCAAGUACCGCAGCGAGUAUUACACCUGGUUCCUCUUCAUCUUCUGCUUCAUCGUCCCACUCUCCCUCAUCAUCUUCUCCUACUCCCAACUGCUGAGCGCCCUGCGAGCCUGCAUCAUGGAGACGGUUUGUGGGAAGCCUCUGACGGACGAUUCGGACGCAUCGAGUUCAGCUCAGAGGACCGAGGUGUCCUCAGUGUCCUCCAGCCAGGUCAGCCCCACUUAGGGGGCUGCCCCACACAUCACCCCCCCCCGCCCCACAUCAUCCCCCACUGCCCCACAAC
This is a messenger RNA of Coturnix japonica (Japanese quail), 792 nucleotides long. The record is from RefSeq and is a predicted model, not a curated record. NCBI's taxonomy places the organism in Eukaryota, Metazoa, Chordata, Aves, Galliformes, Phasianidae.